AUGGCCACCCAGAAGGACCUAGACAAGAGCCUGAAGGAGAAGAAUCACCUGGCAAACCUGGCACUCAUCGCCCACUGGCACGGCCACGGCGGGAAGCAGCCCUUUGCCUGCACUGACUGUAGCAAGAGCUUCCACCGUGGCUCUCACUUCCUCCAGCACCGCCGUGUCCACACCAGCGAGAGCUCACAUAUCUGUUGUGACUGCGGCAAGAGCUUCCAGGGGACCUCGAUGCUCAUCGCUCACUUGCACGUCCAAACCGGCCAGAAAGCCUUCAGCUGCAGCGACUGCGGCAAGAGCUUCAGGAUGAGCUGCCAGCUCUUCCGGCACCGCCGCGUCCACACCGUCUCACAGCACCUCUGUGGCCACACCAGCAAGAGGCCGUGCAGUCCAGGUACCGCCAAUGAGAGUUUGAGCUGCAGGUCAGACCACAGCCUCAGCAACGACCUCUCCAAGGGCCACAAGGUGCAGAGUAGAGAGAAGCCAGCAGCCACUGAAGUCAUCUCCAACCCCUGCAGCAAGUGCCAGCAGAGCUUCGCCAGGCACUCAGACCUGGUGAGGCACAUGCGGAUCCACACUAGGGAGAAGCCAUAUGUCUGUGCCGUCUGCGACAAGAGCUUCAGCCAGGCCUGCAACCUCACCUGACACCGCCGCAUGCACACAGGGGAGAGACCAUACCGCUGUGCUGAGUGAAGCCGCUGUGCUGACUGUGGCAAGAGCUUCUCUGCGAGCUCCACCCUCCUCCAGCACCACCUCAUCCACACUGGGGAGAAGCCCUACCGCUGCACUGCCUGUGGCAAGAGCUUCAGACACGGUGCCACCCUCAGAAGUCACCUCGAUGUCCACACUGGCAAGAAGCCUUUCACCUGUACCGACUGUGGCAAGAGCUUCAGCCAGCGCUCCCUGCUGCUCUGUCAUCACCGCAUCCACACUGGCCAGAAGCCCUAUGUCUGCAGUGACUGCAGCAAGCGUUUCACUCACAGGUCCGCCCUCAGGCGGCACCACCUUGUCCACACAGGUGAGAAACCCUUCCCCUGCACCGCCUGCAGCCAGAGCUUCCGCUGCAGAUCUAACCUCAGCCGGCACAUGCGCAUCCAUCCUGGCCCCCGGCCCUUUGUCUGUGGUGACUGUGGCCAGAGCUUCAAACAGAGCUCCGAUCUCAUCCGGCAUUGCCGCACCCACAGCGGUGAGAGGCCAUACAGCUGUGCUGAGUGUGGCAAGAGCUUCGCUCACAAGUCUACCCUCACCAGGCACCGCAGUGUGCACAGCACCGAGAAGCCCUUCAGCUGCAGGGCCUGCGGCAAGAGCUUCAAACCCCGCUCCAACCUCACCGUCCAUCGCCGCAUCCACACCGAAAAGCAUCUGUUCCCCUGUGCUGAGUGCGGCAAGAGCUUCACCACCAGCACUCCAUUCAUCCAGCACCAACUCAUCCACAGUGGUGAGAAACCCUACAGCUGUGCUGACUGUGGCAAGAGCUUCAGCCGCAGGGGCACUCUCAGUGCUCACCGCCGCACCCACACUGGUGAGCAGUCUUUCACUUGUGCGGUUUGCAGUGAGAGUUUCACCCAGAAGGGCUACCUCAACAAGCACCGCUGCACCCACACCAGAGAGAAGCCCUUCAUCUGUGGUGACUGUGGUCAGAGCUUCAAACAGAGCGCCACUCUCAUCCAGCAUUGCCGCACACACAGCAGUGAUAGGCCAUACAGCUGCGCUGAGUGUGGCAAGACCUUCACUCACAAAUCUGCCCUCACCCAGCACCGCAGUGUGCACAGCACUAAGUCCUUCACCUGCAGGGACUGCGGCAAGAGCUUCAAACACAGCUCCAGUCUCACCAUCCACCGCCGCAUCCACAUUGGAGAGCAUCUGUUCCCCUGUGCUGAGUGCGGCAAGAGCUUCACCACGAGCACUCUAUAUAUCCGGCACCAACUCAUCCACAGCGGUGAGAAGCCCUACAGCUGUGCCGACUGUGGCAAGAGCUUCACCGAGAACGGUAACCUCAGCCUGCACCGUCGUGUGCACACUGGCGAGUCAUUCAGCUGUGCUAAGUGCGGCAAGGCCUUCAGACAGAGGGGCAUGCUCAUUCACCACCGUCGCACCCACACCGGUGAGAAGCAUUUCACCUGUGCUGACUGUGGGAGGAGCUUCAGAGACAGGCGCCAGCUCAUUGUUCACCGCCGCACCCACACCGGUGAGAGACCGUUCACCUGUGCUGACUGUGGCACGAGCUUCAGUCAAAGGGGCCAUCUCAUUGCUCACCGCCGCACCCACACCGGUGAGAAGCCGGUCACCUGUGCUGACUGUGGCAAGAGCUUCAGUCACAGGAACCAUCUCAUUUCUCACCGCCGCACCCACACUGGUGAGAAACCGUUCACCUGUGUUGACUGUGGGAAGCGCUUCAGCCACAGGCACAAUCUCAUUUCCCACCGCCGCAUCCACACCGGUGAGAAGCCAUUCACUUGUGUGGACUGCGGUAAGAACUUCACCCAUAACUCUCAGCUCAUCCAGCACCACCGCACCCACACUGGAGAGAAACCAUUCACCUGUGCUGCCUGCAGCCAGAGCUUCACCCAGCGCUGUCAUCUCACCCAGCACUGCCUCACCCACACUGGAGAGAAACUAUUCACCUGUGCUGACUGCGGAGAGAGCUUCACCCAGCGCUCUCAUCUCAGCCGGCACUGCCUCACCCACACUGGAGAGAGGCCCUUCUCUUGUGACAGCUGUGGCAAGCGGUUCAGGGAGAUCUCUACUCUUAGGCGACACCACCUCACCCACACCAGUGAGAAGGCCUUCACCUGUAGGGACUGCGGCAAGAGCUUCAAACACAGCUCCUAUCUCACCAUCCAUCGCCGCAUCCACGCCGGAGAGCAUCUCUUCCCCUGUGCUGAGUGUGGCAAGAGCUUCACCACAAGCACCGCAUUAAUCCAGCACCAACUGAUCCACAACGGUGAGAAGCCCUACAGCUGUGCCGACUGCGGCAAGAGCUUCACCCAGAAGGGAAGCCUCACAGAGCACCGUCGUGUGCACACUGGCGUGAAGUCUUUCAGCUGUGCUGAGUGCGGCAAGCCCUUCAGCCGCAGGGGCACUCUCAUCGCUCACCGCCGCACCCACACCGGUGAGAAGCCCUUCACUUGUUCUGCUUGUGGUAAGAGCUUCACCCAGAAGCAAUCCCUCAACAAGCACCGCUGCACCCACACCAGAGAGCAGCCUGCACUGGCGGAUAGAAGGACCCAGACAAGAGGUGGGAGGAUAAGAAUCACCCAGAGAUCAAGUUGGAAUAAACCCAAGUGCAGCACCAAGGGAGUGGAGGAGUGGGAGGAGGAGCAAAAAGAUUACAAGAUGGAGCAUGGUGAGCAGCUUUUCAGUUGUGAGACCUGUGGCAAGAGGGUCACACGGGGCUCUGAUCUCAGCAUCCACCGCCGCACCCACACUGGUGAGCAGCCCUUCAGUUGUGAGACCUGUGGCAAGAGGUUCAGCCAGGGCUCUCAUCUCAGGCGACACCACCUCACCCACACAGGUGAGAAGCCCUUCAGUUGUGACAGCUGUGGGAAGAGAUUCAGCCGGAGCUCUCAUCUCGGGCAACACCACCUCACCCACACCACUGAGAAGUCCUCUACCUACAAGGACUGCGGCAAGACAUUCACUCACAGCGCCACCCUUCGCCAGCACCGCAGUGUGCAUGGCACUGAGGAGUCCUUCAGCUGCUUGGAUUGCGGCAAGAAAUUCAAACACAGCUCCAGCCUCAGCAUCCACCGCCGCAUCCACACCGGAGAGCAUCUUUUCCCCUGCGCUGUGUGCGGCAAGAGCUUCACCACGAGCACCUCAUACAUCCGGCAUCAACUCAUCCGCAGCGGUGAGAAACCCUACAGCUGUGCUGACUGCGACCAGAGCGUCACCUGCAGGUCUAAGCUAAUCCAGCACCGUCGUGUGCAUACCAGAGACAAACCUUUCACAUGUCCUGACUGCGGCAAGAGUUUCACUCAGAAAGGCCACCUCAACGUGCACUGUGCCACCCACACCAGAGCUCAGCCCACACUGGAGGGGAGGCAUAGAGUCACCCAGAAUCUGUUGGGAUAA
Dryobates pubescens (Downy woodpecker) is the source of this 4071-nucleotide messenger RNA. Its product is annotated as zinc finger protein 721-like. The transcript has 9 exons. The record is from RefSeq and is a predicted model, not a curated record. Lineage: Eukaryota; Metazoa; Chordata; Aves; Piciformes; Picidae. Gene Ontology annotation, molecular function: DNA-binding transcription repressor activity, RNA polymerase II-specific. Gene Ontology annotation, biological process: negative regulation of transcription by RNA polymerase II.